CAUUUUAUCAAUGCCCAUGCACAUGAAUUUAUCUCCAUGCGCCUGGAAAAGAUUCAGGAACAAGAGAAAAAAAAAUGUUCAUUGUGAUGUAAUGUUCAGUGUUCCUUUAUCCCAAUUCUGAGGAUUCUGAGUUUUCUGAGUGAUUCCAAUGUGAUUCAUACCCUGAAAAAAGUAAACAGGGAAUAAUUCAAGUUACUGUAAACAAAUAAAAACAACAAAACAAAAGGUGAAACUGGAUUAACAUUAGAAAUCAAGUGAAUGUUUCUCAUUGUGUGUGUUAAUUGUGAAGCAAAUUCAAUCAGGAUUAUGGAUAAAUGAGUUUAAUCAGUUAAUUUCUGUCUAAUUAUGUGGUCACCGGUUCAAACAAUUGGAAGGGUGAUUGAAGAUGAUUUCGCUAAUUGUGAAGAAGCUCCUAAUUCACGAAAUAAACACGCGAUGUGUACCACUGCCAAUGGACACAUUUACCUUAUGGGAGGUCGAAGUAGUAAUCGACCUUUGAAAGAUCUUUGGAAACUUGAUCCAGGUCAAAAUACAUGGGAGGAAGUUAAAUGCUGGGGUGAUCAACCUCCUAAUCUUCAGGAGCAUACAAUGAUUUCUUGGAAGGACAAACUGUAUGUUUUUGGAGGUGAAGUUGGUUUCUCAAGUUCAACUGAAACUCCUCUUUGGAUACUUCAUUUAGGUACAUGCAUUUGGAGACAAGGUAAUUCUGGACCAACUCGAUCUAAACCCGGAACUGUGAUGCAACCUUCAGGUCGUCGAGCUCAUUCAGCAGUUAUUUAUAAAGAUUCAAUGCAUAUCUAUGGUGGUUAUCAGGAUCUACGAGGGUCAUCAUCUGAAUUAUGGUCAUUCAAUUUGAAUUUGGAGCAAUGGCAUCUAGUUAGCUGUUCACUUCGAUGUUCUGAACAACCUUCACCAAGACAUUCACAUUCAGCGAUAGUUCAUGAAAACUGCAUGUGGAUCUACGGAGGAAUGACUGAUCUCCAAGAGAAAGGUGAUUUCUGGAAAUGGAAUUUCGAAUUGUCUCAAUGGAGUAAAGUUAAAUGUAGUAAAGGACCAGGUAAUCUUCAUAGUCACAGUGCGAUCAAAGCUUUUGGUUGUAUGUUUAUUUUUGGUGGUGAAAAAAAUGGUCAAUUGUUACAAGACUUGUGGCGAUUUCAUUUUGGUACAAAUUGCUGGGAGAAGAUUAAUAUUGUAGGUUUAAUGCCAAAUCCUCGUUGUCGUCAUACUGCUGUUGCUAAUCCCUGUGCGGAAAUUGAUGAUUGGGAUAAAGAGGAACACAAAAGUAUCGGUCGAACACAAUCAAAGUCAAGUUAUGCUUUAAGUAAAUCAACGUCCAAAUCAAGUAAUUUAAUGCCACCCAAAUCAAUCUCAAUGUGCUUUGGCUCCAAUCAAAUUCAGGAGACUCCUUUACAUGAACCCAAUAAUCUUAAUAAGUCAAAGGGUAACAGUGAUACCAACGCCAACACCUCAAACAACAACAACAACAACAACAAUAGUAAUCAUACCAACAAUUCAAGCAAAAAUAAUCUAAAUCAAAGUAGCACCAAAAACAAUAACAAUCGAAAUAAAAUUAAAUCAGCUAAAUUUCGAGUUCAUCCGAUGAAAUUAUGUUCCAAGGAAAGUUUCACAAUAUCGGACGAUGAAGAUGGUCAAGAGGGUCAAGAUGAAAAUGAUGAAAAUGGAGCAAAUAAUGGACAAAAUAAACAGAAUAAAAUGAGGAAAUCGUUGAAGGACAAAAUAUCUUCGAGUCGAUUGGUUCGUAGUAUAUCAUCAAGUAGUUACAAUAUUUUACACAAUCAGGCCAAUGGUUAUUCUGAGAAUGGUAAUAAUAAAAUUCAAGUGGAAAAUUUAACUCAACAAUCAAGUAUUGAUGGAAAAUCAAUACUCAAUGGAAACAAGAGAAUCAAUAACAUGAAUAAUUUCCAUCAGAAUUCAGUGGGUGAAGAGGAUGAUGAUUUGGUUGACGAUGAUGAUGAAGAUGAAGAAGUGGCUGUGGUGGAUAAGGAUGAUGCUCAUAGUGGUGAUGAAUUUGAAUGUGACCUCGACCUUUUACAAAUGUGUAAAAGUCAAAGUUCUGAGCCCGUUUUAGAGACUCAUCAUGAUUUUGUUGUUCGAAAACGAAUCGAAGGAGUUUUAAGAUAUGGUACAAAAGUUCGACCCAAAUCUGAAGUAUUAGAAGGUCUUUUUCACCUUGAAUCUUUAUUAGAACAUGGUGAAUAUGAUAUUCCACCUUCAUCAUCAAAUGGUGGUAAUGGUAAUGUUUGCUGUUCGGAUGUGGGCUGUUCAAUUCGAGGUGGACAUCGAAAUAAGAUGAUAAAUAAACGUCACACUGUAAGUGAAUCGAUGAGUUAUUAUUCACUUUGUUUUCCGUCUCCACCUUUUGCCCGUCGAAUCGAAUCGCCGGUGGAAACAUCAGCUGAUACUCCAAAUGGAAGUUCAAUCAAUGAUGAUGAAGAUACAAGUUCAACUUCCGUAACCACAAAUCAUGAUAAUGGAUCAACAACAAGUCACUCAAUCAGUAAAGAUGAUUACAAUAAGAUAAUGAUCGAUGGCGAUUCAAUGAUAAUCGAGACUCAUUAUCGAGAGCCAAUUUAUGAUAAUCAUCAGCUUCGUCCAACAUCAAAUCAACAGCAACAGCAACAACAACAACAACAACCAUCAUCAUCUUCAAAUACAACAAACAAUUUAAAUCAAUCAGAAUCUAUUCACUUUGAUGAUCAUUUUUACAAAGCUUUAGCAUCACCCGCCGAUGCUAUCGCAAGGACAAGCGGCUAUAACUCAUCGGCCACUUUGUACACACCAAGUAUAGAGAGUCAAGGUUUACCUCAUUCAGUUUCCCACUCUUCGGGUUAUCAUUCAUUCACCGAAGAUUCAUUUGACCCACCCUCCUCGUCUUCUGUAUACAAUCCUUUCCAUCAACAUCCUCAUCAUCCACCUCCACUUCCUCCUCAUCAUUACCAACAACAACAACAACAACAACAUGGACCACAACAUCACCCAACGAUAUCAACUUCUACUUCGACAUCAUUUGUACCACGACGAAUAUCUCGUCUUCCUCGUGACAAUUCAUCAUUCGAAUUGAAACAAUUAUCAUCUCUGCCUUUCCCCAAACAACCAGCAUCAACCACAAUCGACACUUCAACUGGUUUCAAUGUUCGAUUGAGUAAAGAUAUUCGAUCGCGUGCCCGUGAACGAGCUUCUCUUCGUGGACAAUCGUGCAAUCAAAAUCCAACCACAAUCAAUUCAACAUCAACUUCCACCACCAAUGGUUCAAAUUUCAACGAUAAUUUAACGCCAACCGGUGAAAAACUUAACGAUAACAAUCAAGAACUCUGGCAAAAAGCCAAUGUGAUAAAAGAAGAUGCAAUUUCCAGUUCACCAAAUUCCCGGAAAUGGUCAUCUCACUCUCCAUCUCGGAGUAAAGUUAAUCAUCACCAACUUUGCAUGUUUGUCUUUGGAGGCAAAGAAUUGACCAAUGGUCAACACAUGUAUAAACAGCCAAUUUCAGUCUGGAAAUUUUACAUUUGAAUUAUAAUCAAUUAGAUUAAUUAACUGAAACAAUGAAUCAAUCAUAAUCUAUUCAUCUGAUCAUCUCUCUCUCUCUCUCUCUCUCUCUCUCUCUCUCUCUCUCUCUCUCUCUCUAUUCAAUUAGCUAAUUAAAAAAAAAGUAAACUGCCAAUUAAUUCCUACGGAAUUAAACUUAAGAUAUAAAUGGAAACAUGCAAAGUUUUCGUGUCCACUACUCAAUUUUACUGGACAUCAAAAUAAUUCUCAUAAUUUUCUUCUUCUUCUUCGUAAUUAACUGUGCAUUCCAACAAUUAAAAUAACCUACAAAGACAAUUUAAUCACAUCAAAAUCUGGAACAUAUUCACAUCAUAAUCACACAACUUUAUCAACUAAUUUUUUGGAAGAAACUUUUUUUCAAUCGUAUAUAUUAUUAUGUAUACAAUAUAUAUUAAUAUAAUUAAUUAUCUACAAUUAUAAUGAUCAUUUUGAUUAUUCUUAAUCAACACACAAUUAAAAUGUAUACUCACCUUUUCUAGUCAGAUUCUUGAAAAAUCUGAGGUGAAAAUUAAUUUUUAACGAAAAAUAAAACAAUAGAAACAUUGAA
This is a messenger RNA of Panonychus citri (citrus red mite), 4111 nucleotides long. Its product is annotated as probable WRKY transcription factor protein 1. Gene Ontology annotation, molecular function: protein binding. Lineage: Eukaryota; Metazoa; Arthropoda; Arachnida; Trombidiformes; Tetranychidae. The record is from RefSeq and is a predicted model, not a curated record. The coding region runs from base 346 to 3528 and encodes 1060 amino acids. The transcript is spliced from 8 exons.